This is a messenger RNA of Talaromyces amestolkiae, 351 nucleotides long. RefSeq lists its product as uncharacterized. The coding region runs from base 1 to 351 and encodes 116 amino acids. The transcript is spliced from 2 exons. The record is from RefSeq and is a predicted model, not a curated record. Lineage: Eukaryota; Fungi; Ascomycota; Eurotiomycetes; Eurotiales; Trichocomaceae.
AUGUCAAACAAACCUCCUACCCGGCGCCAAUCCAUCAAGACGCCGGUCCCUACAAUCCCUCCCCAAACCACACUCCCUCUCCAGCGCCCUAUUACCAGAGCCCACCACCUCACAACGGCUACUCCACCCCUCCACCGAACGGAUACUUUUCACCCGGACAGCCACAAUACGGACCUCAGGGAGGCUACUAUCAGCCUGGAUAUCAACAGGGCUAUCAGCAGGGCUACCCUCCGCAAGGUUACCAACAAGGUUAUCCGCCACAAGGAUAUCAACAAGGCUACCCUCCGCAGGGCUACUACGCUCAAAACAAUAGGGGGUACAGCUCGUCGGAUGGAAUUUGUGCUGGAUUAA